Messenger RNA from Punica granatum (pomegranate), 1975 nucleotides. The record is from RefSeq and is a predicted model, not a curated record. NCBI's taxonomy places the organism in Eukaryota, Viridiplantae, Streptophyta, Magnoliopsida, Myrtales, Lythraceae.
GAGAUCAUUCAUAUAUGUGAUUCUCUAUGGCCCUUCUAAGCACCACGAAUGGUUGGGCUGCAGCUCAAGUAUAAUGGAAUGCUCUUCUGUCCGGGGCCUCAACGUUUUCAAUCUGCGUCAUGAAUCACCCACAGAAUACGAGUUCUAGUAGCAGAACACGAAUACUGUCAGCUUGAAAGCAUCUGCCUUUUCAGGUCAAUGAAGAUCGACACGCUUUCCAUAAUAAGUUAAGAUAGACUAGCUGUCAUUGACCUUGUCGGCCAUCGUUUUCGAUGAAUGAUACAUGUCAACAUGGAGUAUAAUAUACAAGCACACAUCAUGUUCGAGCAUUUUAUAAAAUUCUGCAGGGGAAAGAUAAACUAUUGGGUCGGUGCCUAUGCCAAUAGCUUAGCUACCGGUCUGUUGAAUCUGGCAGUAAUAAUACAUUGUGUUUGUUCAAUUCUGCAGGAACAUCAAAACCGAAAUUAUUGUCUUCGUCCCAAUACCAAUCAGCUCCAUACCCUACAUUAUCUGUGAUCCCAUGACGAUCCUCGGGCCCUCUGUGAUUGACUUCUCAGGUCACGACCACCGGCUCUACCUGUGCGACCACAGGACCAUUCUCCCCGUCCCCUGCAGUUGGUGCGGCACCAGGAGUAACAAUCCGCCCAAUUUCCGGUGCAAGGAGUGUAUGUUUAAGCUUGACCUCCUUUGCGGCCCACUGCCCGUUGUGAUCCACAAGCACCAGAACGGGUUCGACCUGACCCUGACCCUGACAGACUCCUUUGUACCUGGGGACAAUCCAGAUGACUGCUGGUGCGAUAUAUGCGAGGAGCAGCGAGAUCCUGAACAGUGUAUAUAUCGUUCCACCGAUCCACCCUUCAUUGCCACCAUUGAUUGCCUCUGGCCCCAGAUUAAACUUGCACUUGAAGGGGGUCUUGGAGAAGUGGAACUGAGGACUGUAAGACGAAGUCAAAUUCCAGGCAAGGUGAUAUCCCAGCAAUCCGUGGAAGAGAAAGCAGGUGGUCUUCGGGAGAGCAUCAAGCAAGAACAAGAAGCAUCGACGAAGGAAUAUGUCAUAACUAGCUGGACCCUGGAGCAGAUACUAGAAUCGCUUAGUGAUGAUGAACGUAAGCUGAUCGAAAGUUUGGAGGAAAAGCAGUUCGAAGAACCCGAAGACAGAGGAAAAGCCUAUGCUUCAACUGCUUCAUAUACAGAAGAGGCCUUCAAACAGUUCAAGGAGCAGCUCGAUAUUACCUCUCCAAUUGAUGCCUCCGCACUAUUUGGACAAUGGAGAGAACUCAAGUACUCUGAAGUCCGGGACGGAGUGAUAAUCCCUUCACGGUACAUUGCCCUCUACCGGGAACUGGUUGACAGAUAUGGCGAUUUCAGUGCUGGUAGCAAGCUUACUCCAUGGGGGAAGGCGCUGUUCUUCGCCUUGUUCUUUGAGGUCAUACACAGAAUGCGAAAGAUCCAGGUAUUCCAAGUGGCACGUUAUGAUCAUCUGCCCGCCUGGAGGAACGCCUUAAAGUAUGUGCGUGACGUGGGGGGUUUCAAGAUCCAAUUCGCUGUGGACAAUAUCGACAAUAAGUUAGUACGUGCUUGCUUUGGUUUCAAGGUAAGGGACUUUGAAGCGGACCGAAAUUGGCAGGUUGAUAAGCUCUCGGAGGAGAUACACGACGAAGAAGCUAAGUUAGAAGAUCUCCGGGCACUGCUGGUGCAGUACAAGAAGCUCGAGGAAGUCGAGAAAUCCGUGCUGCAGCAAUGCUUGACCGAGGCUUCAAGAUGCAAGUGGAAGAAAAUAGGCGAGCUGAUUCAGGAUUGAUGUAUGGUGAAAUAGAUAGAAAAAUGGAACGAAAUAGCAAUAUAAAAUGUAACGGUUGUAUAUUUGGCUUCUAUUCUUCCUGCCAAACAUGCUGGAAAACAUCGCCAACUCAUGGAAUUUUCUCCAUGCCAUCAAACUCUGUACUGCUUUGGCUCGAAAAAUUCCUCGAUAGAA